Molecule: messenger RNA, 1119 nt
Organism: Laccaria bicolor S238N-H82
Lineage: Eukaryota; Fungi; Basidiomycota; Agaricomycetes; Agaricales; Hydnangiaceae
Exons: 6
Coding region: 1-1119 (372 amino acids)
Source: RefSeq, a predicted model, not a curated record
AUGGACAGGACUGGACAUGGGGAAGGCGAGAUGCAGGACCCUCUCCAUUUCCGUUCACCCACAGCCCAUCCGCUUCGGCAGCACCCCACGAAUUUUGCCGGGUCUCGUCCUCCUUCGCCCGUCGACCCCAACCCUCAGCGCUCAGCACUCACCAGCCGGUUCUCAAUGCGCUCCUCGGACAAAUGGGUUCUUGAACGUGGAGAUACAGCACUUGUACAACUCCCGUGGGGACUACCAGGAGCUGUAGACGAGGACACAACGAAAGACAUCAUGGCUGCCUCGUACGGGGAAUGCGGACGGUCACCGAUCACGAAAAGCGAGACCCAUAACGUUGCAGAGGACAGCAGACUGGGUGUAAAGCGAGAGCUUGAUGAGAAGGAGACGGAAGACGGUGCGAAACCAACUAAGAAACCCAAAGUUGAAGAAAAAGAAACUGGAGAGCAGCAGAGUGUCUAUAAGCCUGGCACAUCGAGCAUGGGCACAUACACUUCUAAGUUCUUCUACCAUUCAGAAGUCCAGCUUCAGGAAGAAACGGAAAUGAAAGGACUAGCACCAGGAGCUAAUGCCGUUCCCGCUCCAAUCACCCAGAGUACUACAAAGCAACAAUAUCGACUCAUCACUGUAGGGAAGAAGAAGCUCCUUGAUCCCGAAGGACAUGGGAGUGGGAGCCGUCGGAAGGAGAUAUUCUGGGCGACUGUAACGGCCGUCGGGGAUGACCUUGCCUCACUGGAGAAGGGUCUCGGGGGAAAGACUUAUAACGCGAAGAUAUAUCAAAGUUAUGUCAAAACGCGAAACACAUCACAUUUUCCAUCCCAAAUCAAUCGAGACGGGGAACGUACAGAGUUCAUUGGGGAUCUACAGCGCGUCAUCGUUUGUGUUGCAGGUGAAGAACCCGCGGGAGCUGAUUACCCCGCCUGGAUCAUGCGAGAGGUCUUCGGCGCAGCUGCUGGACAAGGCCAGAACGAACGUCGGGGACCCAGCUGUGAGAUACCCGAGUUCAAGUUGGACUAUGAGGGCGCCCAGCUGUUGCUUUUUGCAGCAAGAGAGGGCGAACAAGGAUUGGAGGAUAGCUUGGCCGAGUGCAGGGGAAUGUGGAAGUGUUUCCCUCCGAGCCCUUAA